Cottoperca gobio is the source of this 2812-nucleotide messenger RNA. It is a transcript of the gene bnip2, whose product is annotated as BCL2 interacting protein 2. Gene Ontology annotation, biological process: apoptotic process. Bases 737 to 2068 code for a protein of 443 amino acids. The record is from RefSeq and is a predicted model, not a curated record. Lineage: Eukaryota; Metazoa; Chordata; Actinopteri; Perciformes; Bovichtidae. Gene Ontology annotation, cellular component: cytoplasm. The transcript has 12 exons.
UCCAUGGCACGCUCGCUACCUCUAACGUUAGCUGGAAACUAAACAACAGAACGCUCCGGAUAGUUAGCAAACAACCGUCUUCUACCGUUACCGGCUAUUUCAUUUAGCGGAUACUGACUUUAUACUUUACAUGGACCCAUGAAACUGUUGUCCUAGGGCUGUGUCGUAGUUUACCACUGGCUUUAUUAAUUAAUGCUGGUGUUAAGUUGACAACAUUAGCUAGUCUUUUGCUGUGGCCAAAUUAGUUAGCUAGCUGACUAGCGCAUAUGCUAACGUUAGCGUGACUAACGUAACGUUCGCAGGAGAACAUUCUGACUUGUAGGAAGGAAGGGAGGAAAUUGAUAAGUAGGUCCACUGCGCUCCGCUGCUUAUGCAAAGCUAACAUAUUUGUUGGUCUCCCGAGCUUACGCACUGUGACGCAUUUAGGAAAGUUGACUAUCUGUGCACCCUGUGUGACAUUUAACACUAUUUGGUCAAUAAGAUAGCUGUUAGUUGGCAUAGCUAACUGUCAACAACAGUCCUCCUGGCUAACUGUAUAGCGGACGAGAGCUAGCACGCUAGCCACAAACUUUUGAGGAAAUUGUGCAAGUCAGAUUCACUCUCUCUCGGACUGAUUUAGGUUAACUAGCAAACCGGUGUUUCAACUUUUCAUUUUCGGACUCUUUCACUCUGAUCCGCUCUAGCGGUUCUAGUGAACAGGACAAACUGAGCAGCGGUGCUGAAGGGUGUAGGUGAUAUGAAUUUGAACAAAAGCAGCCCAGAUUUUGUCACACCCAGGAAGACUCAUGAGGAGCUGGGAAACGGACAGACGUCUAGUCCCUCAUCUUCUGGAGUGUCUGGAGAAUGUGAUGAGGAGGAAUUAGACGAAUUAGAAAAUAGCACAGCUUCUACAGUCGAAAAUGGCGAAGAGGUACUUCAAGAGAGUCUUACCAAAACAAGAGGUACGCCACAGGAAAGGACAACUCCAGACAAUGAGCAGGAACAGCCGGGAGCAAGAAGCUCUACCCCAGUGAGCCUUCCCCAGCCACGCUCGCCACCUGGACCCAUUGGAAGCCUGGAGCGCCAAGAGUCAGUCGCCACAACAGAAGCUCGUCUAAGAAUGGAAGGAGUUGAACUUAAGGAAGAGUGGCAGGAUGAGGACUUUCCAAGGCCCCUACCUGAGGAAGAGGAGCUUGAAGAUGAGAUUUUCGCAGGAACCUCUGAAGAGAUAGACCCUGGCUAUGCAAUGGACCGUGGCAAGAAGGCAAAGAAGAAGCUUGCCGCUCCGGACAUCAGUCUUACACUCGACCGCAGUGAAGGUUCCCUUCUCUCUGAUGAGUUCGAUGAAAGUACAGAGCUGGACCUCGAUGACAUAGACACACCUUCAGACAACAGCAAUGAGUUUGAAUGGGAAGACGAUCUCCCCAAGCCCAAAACCACAGAAGUCCUACAGAAGGGCGUGGAGUCAGUCGAGGAGUUAUCCGCCUCGGAGGAGAGGGAGGAGGGUCGACGCUGGAGGGUGUUUCUUAUCGGAGACCAGGAACACAGAGUGGACAUGAAGGCCAUCGAACCUUACAAGAGGGUAAUCAGCCAUGGAGGUUACUAUGGAGACGGUUUGAAUGCCAUAAUUGUGUUCGCUGUGUGCUUUAUGCCUGAAAGCAGUCAACCAAACUACAGAUACAUCAUGGACAAUUUAUUCAAGUACGUCAUCGGCACGCUGGAGCUUUUGGUCGCCGAGAACUAUAUGAUCGUGUAUUUGAAUGGGGCGACCUCUCGGAAAAAGAUGCCAACUGUCGGCUGGCUCCGAAAGUGUUAUCAGCAGAUUGAUAGGAGGUUAAGGAAGAACUUGAAGUCUUUGAUAAUUGUUCAUCCCUCUUGGUUUAUUCGCACGCUGCUGGCACUCACAAAACCUUUCAUAAGCUCCAAAUUUACACAGAAAAUCAAGUACGUGUUCAGCUUGACGGACCUCGCAGAACUUGUUCCAAUGGAGUAUGUGUCCAUACCAGAAUGUAUCAAACAGUUUGACGACGAAAAAAAUAGGAAAAGCCGUAAAAGGUAUAUGCACUUUCACCCAGGGUUCAGGAUUUGAUGUGGUUGAUGUUGGAAUCGACCAGGACAUGCACGGCAAAGUGGAGAUCGCAGCUGCUGCUGUUCCAGAGUGACCCUGCUCGCACUGCAAGAAGCGGCGGAAGAGAACGACGGAGGAUGUUUCCAAGAGCCACUCGUAUGUUUAUGUUCUGGGCGACGUGACUGAAGACUUGUUUGCAUCAAGAAAGUGCCUUUUUGAAACUAUGCUGCCUGUUACAUCGUGGAACUUUUUAUAGCUAGAUCUUCAGCGUUCUUCCACAUGCUGUAUGAAAUGUUUUUAGUCUUUCUUUUUUUUUUUUACUGCCCAUAUAUCAUGUCAAAGUUAGCUUAUUGGGGUUUCUUAGUUACUGGUGUAUCUACACGUUAUUUAAGGCACUCUGUUACAAAUAUUUGGUGCAUGUUCUGCUUUAUUACAUUUAAAUGUAUAUUUAUAUUCAAAAGGUGACAAAGGAGAGAAAUUAAUAUAUUUUUAUGGUUGCUCUGAUUUUAAACUGCAUUUUAGGUCUCCGACCCGUUGAGUGGCAUUUCAUUGAACACGUUUUGAAGGCACCUUUUUCACUUUUCACUGCUGACGUUUUCUAUCAAAAUCCUGCCUGCGGAAAAUAAAGUUGUUUUUUUAAUUUGCACUUCACUUGAAAGUGCCCUUCUGAGUUGUGAAGGGGGAACAUUAGUGAGAGCAACAAUCAGAAGCAAAGAUGUAGGUCUUAAAUGUAACAUUUCCUCCAAGUAAAGUCAUGGAUCCACA